This is a messenger RNA of Ciona intestinalis (vase tunicate), 1970 nucleotides long. Lineage: Eukaryota; Metazoa; Chordata; Ascidiacea; Phlebobranchia; Cionidae. The record is from RefSeq and is a predicted model, not a curated record.
UUUAAUGAACGUUUUGAAAUCCAGACGUUUGGUGCCAACUAGUUUUAAAUUAAUCUGAAUGGAUGGCGGUCAUGGACGGUGAAAAAAAGGAGGAACUCCCUGAUAUUAACACUGCAAAAGAGUUUUACAGCAAAUAUGAACCAAAGGAGAUAUUGGGAAGGGGUGUAAGCAGCUGUGUGCGUCGUUGUGUGGACAAGAAAACUCGCGGAGAAUUUGCCGUAAAGAUCAUUGACUUAACUGAUGGUAGUAAUAAGAUAAGUGAAGAGCUGAGACAAGUCACACACAAUGAAAUUAACAUCCUCAAAGAAGUCUCUGGUCAUGUACACAUUAUUGAACUGGUUGAUGUAUUUGAAACAAGCACAUUUAUCUUCCUUAUAUUUCAACUGUUAAAACGUGGUGAAUUAUUCGAUUAUUUAACAGAGGUGGUGAAAUUUGGAGAACGACAGACCAGAUCCACAAUGAGGUCUUUAUUAGAAGCAGUUGCUUACCUGCAUAGUCAGAACAUUGUACACCGUGACCUUAAGCCUGAGAAUAUUUUAUUAGAUGACGACUUAAAUCUACAUCUGUCGGAUUUCGGUUUUUCCACCAAGAUUGAAAAUGGAAAAUAUUUUACAGAAUUAUACGGCACACCCGGCUACAUGUCUCCUGAGAUGUUAAAAUGCACAGUAGACGAACAUCACCAUGGUUAUGGUGUUGAGAUCGAUAUUUGGGCGUGUGGUGUUAUUAUGUAUACGCUUCUUGCAGGAGCUCCUCCUUUUUGGCACAGAAGGCAAAUGAUAAUGUUACGUCGGAUCAUGGAAGGACAAUAUUCGUUUCCAAGUCCGGACUGGGAUGAUAUUUCAGAAUCUGCACGAGAUUUAGUCUCAAAGAUGCUGGUAGUUGACCCAACAAAAAGAUUAACAGCAGAGAUGGCGCUCGCUCAUCCAUUCUUCCAGCAAGUGGAAGACACCUCGAGAUACUCAGCCAAACCAUUCAACGCUAGACGAAAGUUCAGGGUGGCAGUUCAUACAAUCGUAGCAUACCACCGCAUGGCGGCGCAAGUGCACCAGCACAGACCACUACAACGUGCGGUUGCCGCUCGUGAUCCCUAUUCUGUGAAAUGCCUUCGACGAAUAAUAGACGCUUCAGCUUUUCGUAUAUAUGGCCACUGGGUAAAGAAAGCAGCGAACCAAAACCGGGCCACGCUUUUUGAAAACAGCUCCCGCGCAGACCAGCGCAGACUUCAAGAACUAGAAGAAUUUGCAUCUGCAGUUAAUGAAGACGGUCUUCUUAUGUGUCCCAUAUCCUCCGCUGGAAACAGUUUAAUCCCACAAUCUGUCUCCUAGCACCAUCACUGUCCUAGCUAUAUAUUUUUAGCUUUAAUAGAAAAUUAUAGUUUCGGAUUUUACUGCUUUUGUAAGAAAAUCGGACCUCGCCGUAUUCUGUUACAUGUGCAUGACGUUUUUAAUUGUUCUUAUUUAUCGUUUUCUUUUAUAGUAAUUGUUCUUAUUUACCGAACGAAACAGCUGGCGAAAGGCAGUGGUCUGUUCUCUACGGUAUAAGAAGCGAUACAGAAUGAAUAGACCCAAUUAACCAUCUGCUGACAGUGUAAUAUCAUGCCUCACUACAACGUAGUGUAGGUCACUUUACGAGUAUAUAAUCGUAUGCAGCUGCCGUUCUUCAAGCUUACUUUUUACGGCAGCCAUAACAUGCGGUUAUAGUUUUAAGCAGGUCACUGCUGCAGUCCAACUCACUGUCGCAACACUGUAAGUUAUGAAACACCGAUGUUUUAUUGUUGCAAAACGACGUUCGUUUUAGGCAAAAUUUGCUUUUAUUUUCGUGUGCGUUUCAAUUUUAACAUAUACUUGUCGUGUUUGUAUGUAUACUGUAUCGUCGCUUUUUCGUUCGUUUUUACUGUGGUACCAGUUCCGAUCUGCAUACACCGUACACAAUUUAUCCUUUUUGCAGUAAACGUAAUUGGCAAUCCCGCA